This is a messenger RNA of Nilaparvata lugens (brown planthopper), 2526 nucleotides long. It is a transcript of the gene Abd-B, whose product is annotated as homeobox protein abdominal-B. Bases 935 to 2047 code for a protein of 370 amino acids. Gene Ontology annotation, cellular component: nucleus. Lineage: Eukaryota; Metazoa; Arthropoda; Insecta; Hemiptera; Delphacidae. Gene Ontology annotation, molecular function: RNA polymerase II cis-regulatory region sequence-specific DNA binding; DNA-binding transcription factor activity, RNA polymerase II-specific. The record is from RefSeq and is a predicted model, not a curated record. Gene Ontology annotation, biological process: regulation of transcription by RNA polymerase II. The transcript is spliced from 2 exons.
AAAGAGAACAGUCUGUACACGACGCUCAGUAGGCAAGCAACGACGGUGUCAGGCGUCGCGUCAACUAAGCUCGUGAAUUUCGACUUCGCGAAUCUUACGAAACACGAAAAUCUACCAAAACAACAACCGCUCCUUGAAAUAUUUGUGAUAGUGCAGUUGAGAUAGCUGGAACUUGGAGAAACUGAUUUUUUGUCGUACAUUGUGAAACUUGAUCUUUUGUGCUAGCACAACAAUAACUUAACCCUUGCCGGGUCGGGUCUGAUUGUUUUCUUUUUUACUCAGAAACUCUUGAACAACAGUGAGUGACUUUCGAAAGUGUCACUGAUUUAUUAGGGGUGGUGUCCACACUCUAGCAGCCUUGACCCGAAUCGAGGGCGAGGACGAGGAAGGUUGAGGUUUAUGCCAGGUCAUAAAACUACCUAAAGGCAUCAGUGGUGUAAGCACCUCGUAAAAAUUAGUCGUUUUAUAGUGGUGCAAGUUAUGAGUACACAGGUUAGGUUAGGUGAGGGCAUGGAUGAGAUUGAUCGCUAAUAGACGUUGUGUUUGUUUUUUGUUUGUUACACGUGAUCUUCAACUGGACAUUCUCAACCUGGGAUUUUGUGCACUGGAAACUGUUCCUGUUUUGUGAACUGAUGAUCUUUGUGGUGUACUGAAUACACUUGGACCUGUGAUAAACUGUACGUACAUAUGAUUUUGUACUGAACAACAAACAUUGUGUGGUUGUGUUGUGUUGUGUUCUACUGGGCCCGGACACCGCUCAACAAUUAUCAUCAUCGGCGACCUUGUUGACACGGGGGCCGACGGCACGUCGACCAACGCCGUGUACGAUGUGCAAAAUGGCGGCGACGUGGCACUGGGUGGUCACUGUGUCGGAUCCAACAACGGAUCCACAGCCUGCACGAACGGAUCUGCCGCCGGGUUGACGUGGUGGGCCAUGAUGAACGGAGGGGGCUCCAUCUACGAGGAGAGUCCGCCGCCUCCCGUGCCGCCUCCACCGCCUCCACUAACCGCCAUCACACCGACCACCAUCAAAACAUCUCCCUCAUCAACACCGGCCACAACCUCCUCCACAGCCCCAGCGUCACCAACCUCGGUGACUAGCAGUGCGGGUCCGUUACACGUGCCCGUCAAACGUCUCCUCUAUGGCGACUGCACGGGGGCGGAAUCCGGUGUGAUCCGGCACUCCCACACGCAGCCCUGGAGCUACAGUCCGGUGGAGUCCCACCACCCGGGUACCGCCUCCGCGUUCGACCAGUACAACAACUCCUAUGUCAACCUGCCGCCUCCAGACUCAACCCCCCGUGACCGCAAACCACCAUCCUCCAGCCUCUCCUUCUGGUCACCAACCACAGUCGGUGACUACCCAAAGUACUCGAAUGCAGCAUCGGCAGAGUCCCCGGUCACCUGCCAGUCCUUCUCGACUAACACCUGGACCGGGUACACUCCUCCCUACCCGGCCGCCUCCAGGCAUCACAUAGUGGACUCCCAUCACCACCACCCUCACCACCAGCCGGUGUCCUACCUGAGCCCGAACGAUGACCGGAGGGUGGCUGCCUCCAUGGUCGCCGAGACGGGCUUCCCGCACGAUGGCUAUCCGCUACGGAACUACCCGGCGCCUCCCGAUGCGGUCGGAUCCACGCCCUACCCUCCUCCACCAGGCUCGCUAAGCAUGCCGAGCAUGGGCGGAGGUCCCCACGAGUGGGCUCACAGCCAGGUCUCGGUGCGGAAAAAGCGCAAACCGUACUCGAAGUUCCAGACCCUAGAGCUGGAAAAGGAGUUCCUAUACAACGCCUACGUGUCCAAACAGAAACGCUGGGAGCUGGCCAGAAACCUCAACCUCACCGAGCGUCAGGUCAAAAUCUGGUUCCAGAACCGGCGCAUGAAGAACAAGAAGAACACCCAAAGACAGGCUCAACAGGCUAACAACAACAACAACAACAAUAACAACAACAGCAGUAGUCACCAUCACGCGCAUGCGCAUCCUCACCAUCUGGUCAACCAUCAUGGCACGGCGGCUACCAAUGGUGCCAUCAAGCACCAUCAGUGACAAGCACCUUUCUCUGGGGUUGUGUUUGGACAUCAUCUUCAUCACCAUGGUGUGGCCACCUCGUAAGCGAGCCACACCACAAACUAGUGGGGCACUGAUCUAGAUUUAGAUUCCUCCUGAAUAAUACUUUAUUCCACUAAUUUAUUAUUACUUUCCUUGCACUAUUACCGUAGGCAAGGAGAGUAUUGCUUCCCAAAACAAAAAAUGUUCCCUGAUUUCAAAUUUUCUAUACGUUUCAAGGUCCCCUGAUGCCAAAAACAUGUUUUUUUUUUAUAUGGUGUCAUCCAAUUUUAUGGUAUUGAUUCACAGUGGUUAUUUACCUAAUCGUCAUAUUGAGGGAAGAGUAAAAGUGAUCUUGAUUAUUUUAUUUAGUUUAUGAUUCAUCAAUUGAAGGAAACUUAUUUUACCAGUUAAUGUGAUAAAAACAAUCACAAAACAUGAGUCAUAAACUCAAUUUUUGAAAAAAUGUACAAAACGAG